CAGCAUGAAUGCUCUUCUCUCAGUCAUUCUACACUCGGGCGGAGUGUGUCCUCGUGAGGCGAUUGCUGUUCAUUGCCACGAAACGCACGGUAGAGCACUAGACAACAUCGAUGUGGCGCUCGACAUUCACGGAAUUCGCGUGGUGGAUUCCGCUAUCGGUGGUCUAGGCGGCUGUCCAUUCGCUGGUCCUGGAGCUCCGGGUAACGUAGCCACCGAGUUGGUUGUGUCCCAUUUACUGAACAAAGGGUAUCGCUUUGACUCUGCAAUCAACUUGCACGCGCUAAAGGAGAUUGGCACGUGGAUCCGCUCUGUGCUGAGAAACCUAACUCCUAGUUGAAGUCAUGUUUUCUCCUCCAUUCAAUUCGUCUUUCACUUUCGUAGUAAUUCCAAUGAUCUAUCUUUUUCUGAUAUUUUGGCUAACCCGAAUCAUUUUCUGUUAACUUAGUCAUGUUUUGAUCACGGACAGUGAUUGACCUCACCUCAUACAUCAUCCCAGUGUGUGCAAUAUCAGUUGCUUUGAUGCGUCCAUCCUAUGGGAUAUUAUGGUCAGUUCACCCUAAGUAAGACCUACUCGCCUUUAUGGAACAGGCGCGCUUGGUCCUACAAGCGUUCGAAUGUUGUAGCGUCUUUAGCAAUGAAACUGAAAUGGUAAAAGUUG
Messenger RNA from Dicrocoelium dendriticum, 658 nucleotides. Lineage: Eukaryota; Metazoa; Platyhelminthes; Trematoda; Plagiorchiida; Dicrocoeliidae. The record is from the annotation of a GenBank genome assembly.